UCUCUCCAUCAAACUCCAGUUCAUCCCUAAACUUCUCCUUGCACCCCACUCUCCACCUGUCCCUCUCCUGUCCCCCCUUCCCUCCCAGCAAACUCCCACCAUGGAUUCUGGGCCGCGCUGGGCUGCCGACCCCAUUCCCGGGGGCACUCUCUCGGCCCCCAAUGCCACCACACCCUGGCUGGGCCGGGAUGAGGAGCUGGCCAAGGUGGAGAUCGGGGUCCUGGCCGUGGUCCUGGUGCUGGCGACGGGGGGCAACCUGACCGUGCUGCUGACCCUGGGCCAGCAGGGCCGCCAGCGCGCCCGCAUGCACCUGUUUGUGCGGCACUUGGCCCUGACCGACCUGGGCAUGGCGGUCUUCCAGGUGCUGCCCCAGCUGCUAUGGGACAUCACCUACCGCUUCCAGGGCCCCGACCUCGUCUGCCGGGCCGUCAAGUACCUGCAGGCGCUCAGCAUGUUCGCUUCCACCUACAUGCUGCUGGCCAUGACCCUGGACCGCUACCUGGCCGUGUGUCACCCCCUGCGCAGCCUCCAGCAGCCCAGCCAGUCUGCCUACCCGCUCCUCGCCGCUCCCUGGCUGUUGGCCGCCAUCCUCAGCCUCCCUCAAGUCUUCAUUUUUUCUCUGCGGGAAGUAACCCAGGGCUCGGGGGUGCUGGACUGCUGGGCAGACUUUCGUUUCUCUUGGGGGCCACGGGCCUACAUCACCUGGACUGCCUUGGCCAUCUUCAUCCUGCCCGUGGCCAUGCUCACAGCCUGCUACAGCCUCAUCUGCUACGAGAUUUGUAAGAACCUAAAAGUCAAGACACAGACCUGGAGGGUGGGAGGAGGGGGCAGCAGGACGCGGGACAGGGCCUCGCCUUCGGGCCCAGCUGCAGCCACCAGGGGGCUGCCCUCUCGGGUCAGCAGUAUCAGCACUAUCUCUCGGGCCAAGAUCAGAACCGUGAAGAUGACCUUCAUCAUUGUGCUGGCCUACAUCUCCUGCUGGGCCCCCUUUUUCAGCGUCCAGAUGUGGACUGUGUGGGACAAGAACGCCCCGAAUGAAGAUUCCACCAAUGUGGCUUUCACCAUCUCCAUGCUGCUGGGCAACCUCAGCAGCUGCUGCAACCCCUGGAUCUACAUGGGCUUCAACAGCCACCUGUGGCCGCACCCCCUCCGCCAUCUGGCCUGCUGUGGGGGUCCUCGGCCCCAGAUGCGCAGGCAGCUCUCCCACGGCAGCUUCUCCAGCCGCCGCACCACGCUGCUGCUGACCCGCUCCAGCUGCCCGCCCGCCCUCGGUGGGAGGCCUGGGCCUGAAGGGCCACUGAAGGGCUCAGAGCAGGUGGACGGGGAAGGCAUCACUGAGAUGGACAUCUUUUAG
Messenger RNA from Myotis davidii, 1354 nucleotides. RefSeq names its product arginine vasopressin receptor 1B (gene AVPR1B). Gene Ontology annotation, cellular component: membrane. The transcript has 2 exons. The record is from RefSeq and is a predicted model, not a curated record. The coding region runs from base 101 to 1354 and encodes 417 amino acids. Lineage: Eukaryota; Metazoa; Chordata; Mammalia; Chiroptera; Vespertilionidae. Gene Ontology annotation, biological process: positive regulation of vasoconstriction; G protein-coupled receptor signaling pathway; regulation of systemic arterial blood pressure by vasopressin. Gene Ontology annotation, molecular function: peptide binding; vasopressin receptor activity.